This is a messenger RNA of Ctenopharyngodon idella (grass carp), 2773 nucleotides long. RefSeq names its product gastrula zinc finger protein XlCGF57.1-like. The record is from RefSeq and is a predicted model, not a curated record. Bases 352 to 2118 code for a protein of 588 amino acids. NCBI's taxonomy places the organism in Eukaryota, Metazoa, Chordata, Actinopteri, Cypriniformes, Xenocyprididae. Gene Ontology annotation, biological process: regulation of transcription by RNA polymerase II. Gene Ontology annotation, molecular function: DNA-binding transcription factor activity; RNA polymerase II cis-regulatory region sequence-specific DNA binding. The transcript is spliced from 4 exons.
UGAAUUCCUCUCACAUCUUUUUUUUUUUUCUAUACACUUUCAUGGUUUUAGACAACAGCGGGACUUUUAUUUUGGUCAGGGGUGUGACGUCAUAAAACUGCACCGCGCUACUGCCUACUGCAUCUGUUGUGAAUUCGCUAAAGAAAGGUUUAUUUUUCCAGAUAAAAUCCAGGAAGGUUGUAUUGAUUUCUUUUUAAAGUUUCAGCGCUGAUAUAUAUAUAGAGAGAGAUGGGUAAACAAAUCUGGAAAGGCUCUUAGCUUUGGAAAGCAAAACUCUCUCAAAAAAGUGUCCAAACACACAGGAAAAACUGCUGGUGAGGCACCUGAGAUCCACGUCACACUAUUAUAAAGAUGGCGUUUAUUAAAGAGGAGAGUGAAGAAAACAAGAUUGAAGAAACGUUCAGAGUGAAACAAGAAGAUAGUGAGACACAAACAGACCUGAUGACACUGAAAGAGAAGAGCCAAGAACUGAAUGAAAUGGAAGAGAAAAAUCAGAAUCAUCAUGUCUUCAUGAGUGAAGAAAAAUUUACACAGACUAAAAAGACAUCCUCACAAAAAACUUCUCAGAAGACCAAAUCUAACCGUGAUUACACCUGCCCUCAGUGUGGAAAGAGUUUUGGUCAAAAACAAAACCUUAAAGCCCACAUGAGAAUUCAUACUGGAGAGAAGCCUUUCACCUGCCAACAGUGUGGAAAGAGCUUCACUCAGAAAUGGAGCCUUAAAGUCCACAUGAGGAUUCAUACUGGAGAGAGCUCUUUCACUUGCCAACAGUGUGGUGAAAGAUUCACUCAGAAAGGACACCUUAAUGUCCACAUGAGAAUUCACAAUGGAAAGAGUCCAUUCACCUGCCAACAGUGUGGAAAGAGCUUCACUCAGAAAAGGAGCCUUAAAGUCCACAUGAGGAUUCACACUGGAGAGAGCCUUUUCACCUGCCAACAGUGUGGAAACAAGUUCACUCGAAAAGCAGCCCUUAAAAAGCACAUGAAUAUCCACACUGGAGAGAAGCCUUACACGUGCCAACAAUGUGGAAAGAGCUUCACAACAAAACUAAACCUUAUGUAUCAUAUGAACAUUCACACUGGAGAAAAGCCGUUCCCUUGUGAUCAGUGUGGAAAGUGUUUUAGCCGUAAAGUAACUCUUAAUCAGCACAUGAAGAUUCACACAAAAGGGGAUUGUUUUGUAUGUCAUCAGUGUGGAAAAAGUUUCACAGACAUGAAACGUCUUAACAUGCACAUAGCAAUUCACUCCGAAGAGAAACCUUUCAAAUGCCAGCAGUGUGGAAGGAGUUUCCGAUUAAAUAAACACCUUGAGGUUCACAUGAGAAUUCACACCGGAGAGAAGCCUUUCACAUGCCAGCAGUGUGGAAAAAGUUGCAAUCAUAAAGUUACCCUUAAGAUUCACAUGAAUCUUCACACUGGAGAGAAACCUCACAUAUGCUCUGAGUGUGGGAAAAGUUUCAGAUAUAAGGCAACCUUUAAUGCCCACAUGAGUGUUCACACUGGAGAGAAGCCUUACGGAUGCCCUCGGUGUCAACAGAGUUUUGCUUAUAAAUCAUCUCUUGAAACCCACAUGAGAAGUCACACUGGAGAGAAGCCGUUCCCCUGCAAACUCUGUGGGAAGAGCUUCUCAGAAAGAGGAAAUCUUAAAACUCACAUGAGAGUUCACACUGGAGAGAAGCCUUACACCUGCCCUCAGUGUGGAAAGAGUUUCACGGUUAAAGGAAACCUUAAGAGUCACAUAAGAGUCCACACUGGAGAGAGUAUUUUCUCUUGUCUUCAAUGUGAGAAAAGCUUCACACAGAAAAAAGACUUGAAUUGUCAUUUGCAAACUCAUUCUGUAAAGAAAUUGCAGUGCUCUGAUUGUGGUAAGAGGUUUAAAAAAAUUUGUUAUUUCAAAAAUCACCUUUGCAUUCACUCUGGAAGAAGAUUUAAUUGUGAUCAUUGUAAUAAAAAAAUUAUUUUGCCAUUACACUUACAGAUUCACCUGAAAAGUCAUGAAAAUGUGAAACCCUAUUUUUGUCAUUUGUGUGGAAAAAGUUUUAAAUGGCCCAGCAAUUUAAAAUGGCACAAGCAAAUACGCAUCUGUGUAAAAUCAAAACUAUGUUCAAAUCGCAGCUGAAUGUGGCUGAGAUAUGAUUGUUCUCCUUCAUUAUCAUUUUUAUUUGCAUCUUUCAUGUCUUUAUACUUUGCCUUGAGGCUUUUUAUUUUCUUUCGGUAUAUACAUAGUAUGUAUAUACUCCUGCAUCUACACCCAACCACCCCAUUGGCUAUAGUUUGAGUGGUUAUGGUAGACGCCCUUUAAUUUCAAUUGUAUAGAGACGUCACUCCAUUUCAUAUAUAUUGAUAACUAGCAUUUGAUUCUGAGGUAAACUUUUGUCUUGCUGUGCCAUGUAAAUGAAAGAUAAAUAAAAGGACACAACCUUAAUUGAAAGAUUGUGUAUUUUCAUCAUCUUUAGUCAGGUGCAUUUACAUUGUGACUCUGCAGUCAACUCUGUGUCUGUAAAGGUGUGAACCAAAUAGGCCAUACAGACGUCUGGCCCACAGAAACUGAUGGGUAUGAAGGACAAAGAAACAGCAUUGCUAAGAGUAGAGUGUAAGGUACAUCAAUCUCCUGUGGAAGGUCCUAACAGUUUUCUAUUGUUUGUAGCCCUUUUGUCUUCAUGUAUAAAGUUCUGUCCCACAGACAGAACUUUGGGUUAAGAUAUUUUGAAGGCCGACAUGCUGACAUUGCUGCUGAAGAACUGUGCUACACUACUACCUGCAAUAAAUUCUUC